Molecule: messenger RNA, 1527 nt
Organism: Penicillium soppii
Lineage: Eukaryota; Fungi; Ascomycota; Eurotiomycetes; Eurotiales; Aspergillaceae
Product: endonuclease III domain-containing protein
Exons: 2
Coding region: 1-1527 (508 amino acids)
Biological process (GO): base-excision repair
Molecular function (GO): catalytic activity
Source: RefSeq, a predicted model, not a curated record
AUGCAACGCCGUGUGACUCGCUCUGCAGUUCGGGCUGCUCCUCCUGCUGCUUUGGUCGCUGAAAGCAGCACUCCCAUAAAACAAGCAGUAAACCAUGACAAGGUGAUCAGAGAAACCAAACGGAAGCGUCCUAGCUCUACUGGUACUAGCAAAGUCUCUGAUUCUCCACCCCAACCCGAGAUGACUACGGUCAUUGAAGCUCAAUCACUCAAUAGUUCCAAUGGCGCAGUUAAACAAGAAGAUCCAGGUUUCCUCAGUGAGCUCCCCCAUAAUCUGGGGUCUGUGUCGACUCCACUGCCCACAGAAACAAAGCCUGUAGCUUCAAUUGCUGGGUCGGACAAGGAGAACCGAUCUCUGAAAGAAAACACAAUCGAACUGGCUACCAAUCUCCAAAACACAGUGGACAAAGCCACCACCAAGGUCGAAACAGAAACAAAGCUCCAAACCAUCCCCGGACGAAAGCCCAAGAAGAACACUUAUGGCUUGACGCCCGGCGUCUCUCCUUUCCCUGAAUUAACUCGCCCCACCUCCGAGGAGUGCGAAGAGGUCAAUAGAUUACUUUCCAGCAUCCACGGUGAAGUUGUUGCUCCCACAACUAUUCCCGAGCCCUCUUUAACUGUCACUGGUUGCGGCGAGGUUCCAUCCGUUUUGGACGCUUUGAUCCGUACUCUUCUCAGCGGUGCUACCACGGGCAAGAACUCAGCCAGGGCUUUCAACGGGUUGGUGCAGCGCUUCGGCAUUCUCUCAGAAGGCAUCGGUAAAGGAAGUGUGAACUGGGAAGCCGUACGACAGGCCACGGUCAAAGACGUGUUUGAGGCUAUCAAAAGCGGCGGUUUAGCCGACAUCAAAAGCAAGAAUCUGAAAGCCAUCUUGGACAUAGUCCAUGAAGACAAUCAAGCCCGACGAAAUGUGUUCUUGGACGCAGAAUCCAAGGACCACACCGUUCCCAAGCUGGUACCCGACAAAGCGGAAAAAGACAAGGAAUACGAGAUUGCCUGCGCAGACCAGAACUUUCUCUCUCUCAACCACCUCCACAACCUCUCUACAGAAGAAGCCAUGACCAAUCUAAUCAAGUACCCAGGAAUCGGCCCGAAGACAGCCGCCUUUGACACGCACAUUUUCCGACUCUGUCGCUGGUUGGGAUGGGUUCCUGCCAAGGCAAACGAAGUCACUGCCUUCAGCCACCUGGAAGUGCGCAUCCCCGAUCACUUGAAAUACUCGCUACACUCGCUCUUCAUCCGCCAUGGAAAGAGCUGUCCCCGAUGUCGGGCGAUUACCGGCGAAUCUAGCGAUGGAUGGGAAGACGGAUGUGUCAUUGAUCACCUGGUGACUCGUACUGGAAAGCGCAAGGGAAACGGACCAGCUCCAAUCUCCAAGCCGAAGAAAACUACGGUUAAAAAGAAUGGAGCGAAGAGUCCUCUUAAGCGUCCGCUGAAGCGCAAGCGAAAGGACAGUGACUCUGAAGAGGCAACUGAGGAGAGCGAGCUUUCCAGCGCCGAUGAAAUGAGUGACGGGUAUACACCUUAA